AUGUUUUUGGCUGGUUUAAGAAGACAGGGUGGCAACAGCUAUAGACUACUUCUAGCCUCUAGUAGAUCAUUAUCCUCCAAGCCGCCUCCUUCCGCGGUUCCACCUGUAAACGGAGAAGAGGCACCGGCUACGAAGGCCAAAGUGGCCUCAACUAAAUCCAAACCAACUACAGUGACCGCAGCAGGCAAGCCUGAAGCUGAGUCCAAGGACGCUGAGGCAAGCCCGGCUGCUUCUCCACGGAAGAGACUCAGUAAGAAGAAGGUGCAACAACAACAGCAACCUAUAACAGUGUCAUCCAAGUAUAUUUCGUUUGAUGAUUUCCCGCAGUUACCCAAAGAGAUCCGCAAUGCAUCAGACGGCUUGCUUAACCAAGUGAGGUUAAACAGAAAGUUCUAUCCAUCAGGAAACGACCCUGAAGUUGAAAGCUCUGGUACCAGCUCCAUCCCCAUCCCCGUUUCUGUCCUGCAGUCCCCAAAGUUGGAAACCCAAAACAUCCCAUAUCACGACUUUUCCAUUCCUUCACAGCAUUUAAGGGGCUACCACCCCCAAGUCAUGGAAGCAGACAGGCUUUUGAAUGAACUCAAUGACUUUUCGGCGGUGUUUGAGUUUUCAGAAUUGAACCAACCUCCUCAUGCCGAGCACCCAUUAAAGAGAUCGUGGUCUAAAAUGAUUCCAAUAAACCCAGGGUUGCACUCUAUUUCAAAUGAAUAUCUAUGGGAAUUAGCACCUCUGGGGAAAAUCUUCCAAUCGCCUCCAUUUGAUUCACAUACAUACACCAUAGAUGGAUUUAAAGAUUGGGAAGAGAAAAUGAAGUACAAGGCUAAAGUGGAAUUUGAGGAAGACUUCAAAGAGCAAGCAGAAACCAACCAGGCAAUCAAGGAAUUUAAUAAGAAUAAGUCCUUCAUAACUUCUACAACUGGUGGUGGCAGGAAGAAAUUGAAUAGAAAAUUGGUCAAGACUUUUAAAAAGUUGAAGAACGAGGGGAAAUUAGGCAAAAAGGAUGAAAACGACGAUUAG
Molecule: messenger RNA, 1017 nt
Organism: Dujonia railenensis
Lineage: Eukaryota; Fungi; Ascomycota; Pichiomycetes; Serinales; Debaryomycetaceae
Source: the annotation of a GenBank genome assembly